This is a messenger RNA of Malaya genurostris, 969 nucleotides long. RefSeq lists its product as uncharacterized. The record is from RefSeq and is a predicted model, not a curated record. The transcript has 2 exons. NCBI's taxonomy places the organism in Eukaryota, Metazoa, Arthropoda, Insecta, Diptera, Culicidae. Bases 55 to 906 code for a protein of 283 amino acids.
GGUUCAUUACUAGUACCAUUCCGGUUAUUGGUGAAUACACUAACGGACUACACUAUGAACCGUUGGCUGACGUUAGUCUGUGUCCUGGGUUUGCUCAGUGGGGCGCACUCGUUUUACGCCUCUAUUGCGGUGGGAGGCAAUGGUCUGGUAACGAUAGCCAAUAACUUCAAAACAGUUUCCACAAUUAUGGCAAAUUAUUUUACCGCCUUGAACGCCGCCCGUACACCGAUUAUCGCUAGUUUAAAUGAUCUUAUGGGUUAUGUUAAUAAAACUUACACCGCUCUAAACAUAACGUAUGGUGCCAGUCAAGCUAACUUAGUGAGCUUGCUGGAAGUAAUAAAUUCCUUCAACCAGUCAAUCACGUACGCUGAUCAGAUGGUAACUCAGGGAUUUACCCAAAGCUGGGGUACGUUGAUUAAUUCAUUGAAUCAAGGAGUUCAAAAUGUGCUGGGUAUGUAUUCGUCUUUACUAAGCUCUUCGAGUUACCCAGCGAAUGUCGACAACUGCACUGUCCAGAAUGCUACCCGAAUGGCAAACAUUCCAAACAUCAUAGCGAAUGCUGCCCAAUGCUUGCAAGUCGAAACCAAUCAGAUUACGGCUAUCGUGCCAGUGGUUCUAGGAACGAUCGCCACGUUGAAAAGUGACCUGGUAACACUCAACAACAACCUGGCACAAAUUUGUAACGCGGCUUCACCCAAUUGCAUCAACCUGUACUUCAGCGGCAUCUAUCAAGAUUACUAUGCCUUCUUCUCAGAAUUGUACCUGAUACUGACAGUAAUUCAGUCGCCACAGCAGUUUGCCAUACAACGCGACCAGGCGUGCGGAAAUCUUGCCCUUGCCGAUGCACAAGAUGAAAUCAAUGAUCUGAUGAAUAGUUUUACGCAAUGUGCUUACCCAUCGCAAUAAGUUGUAGCAAAAUGUAGUUAUUGAAACUGAUUGGUCCGUACGAAUAAAGGCUUGAAAUACGUA